AUGGCCAUGGACAAGCUCCACGAUCACCUAAGCAACACGAGCACCAUCAAGAAGCUAGUCGGGCGUCUUCGCGGAAAUAGUGUUAGUACGCCAAGCACAACGCAGAGAGACGACGGCUAUACAUCCAGUUCGUCGCGAGCGCCCUCAUUUCGCAUUCGUACGCCUCAGAUAUCUAGGUCACCGGAUUCACACUGCAGUUCAUCGACGAAGAAACGAGGCAAAAACGGCCACUGUGCGCGAGAUGCUCAACUUGCCUUGGAAUUAUGGAAUGACGCAUACGACGCCUUACGAGAUGAUCCUAGUUGCACCGGCUUGGUGAUUGCGUACGAGAAUAUUAUAUCGCAAGAGCUGCCAGAUCAUCUAAAAAUGGGCGGCCUCAACUCGUCAUUCCACGGCAAACCGGCGGAUCAGCGAUUAGAGUUGCUCACAGCCAUAACUGCAGCCGGGCUUGAGAAGGGUAGAAGCUCCAAAAAUUCUCAGGCCGAAAACUCUGCGAAGGUGGUACUAGAUGCGGUGAGAGACCGAGUCGCCUCGGUAGUGGCAGAAUAUCACGCUGCAUCGGUGGCUUGGGCAGGUUUUUGCACACUGACCCCGCUUUUACUGGAUCCAAUAGUCAACCAGAAAGAUUUCAGAAAGGGCCUGGUGCACGUUGUAGGUCGCAUAUCGUGGUAUAUGCAUCUGGCACAGUUGCUGCGGGCCAAUUCAUGGGGGGCAGAGCACCAAUUCCGAGAACAGCAGUACGCAGUCAGAGAGAGGCUGGUCAACCUGUACCAAAAAGUACUCGAGCUCGAGAUGAAUUGCGUCUGUGCUACGGCGAGUGCUUGGAACACAGCUGCCAAGAAUGUAGUCGGCUGGAACACGCUGGACAAAGUGGUGAAGAAUCUUCUGGACAUGGACGCGCAAGUUGUUGAGAUUGUUGAGAAGCACUGCGCAGAGAGAACUCGGGAGACUCUGUUGCAAAAGUAUCUAGAUCUGGACAUGCCUUAG
Molecule: messenger RNA, 987 nt
Organism: Metarhizium brunneum ARSEF 3297
Lineage: Eukaryota; Fungi; Ascomycota; Sordariomycetes; Hypocreales; Clavicipitaceae
Source: RefSeq, a predicted model, not a curated record